This is a messenger RNA of Harpia harpyja (harpy eagle), 1154 nucleotides long. RefSeq names its product transmembrane protein 8B-like. NCBI's taxonomy places the organism in Eukaryota, Metazoa, Chordata, Aves, Accipitriformes, Accipitridae. The transcript is spliced from 5 exons. The record is from RefSeq and is a predicted model, not a curated record. Gene Ontology annotation, cellular component: plasma membrane. The coding region runs from base 1 to 954 and encodes 317 amino acids.
AUGAAGGCUGGCCCCCUUCUCCUGUGCCGCAGGUUCGAGCCUUGCACCAAUGUGACGGCUGAGGUGUACCUGCGUGCCUACCUCUCGCCCUGCAUCAAUGACUGCAGCAUCUACGGCCAGUGCAAGCUGCUGCGCACCAACAACUACCUGUAUGCCACCUGCGAGUGCAAAGCUGGCUGGAAUGGCUGGGGCUGCACGGACAACGCCGAGGCUUUCUCCUAUGGCUUCCAGCUCCUCUCCACACUGCUGCUGUGCCUCAGCAAUGUCAUGUUUGUACCUCCUGUCGCCAUCGCCGUCCGCAGCCACUACCUCCUGGAAGCUGCCAUCUACAUCUUCACCAUGUUCUUCUCCACUUUUUACCAUGCCUGUGACCAGCCUGGCAUUGUGGUGUUCUGCAUCAUGGAGUACGAUGUGCUGCAGUUCUGCGACUUCCUGGGCUCCCUCAUGUCUGUCUGGGUCACCAUCAUCGCCAUGGCCCGGCUCCAGUCUGUGGUCAAGCAGGUGUUGUACCUGCUGGGGACCAUGCUGCUCUCCAUGGCUCUGCAGAUGGACCGCCAUGGGCUCUGGAACCUGCUGGGGCCCAGCCUCCUUGCCUUAGGGAUCAUGGCCAUCGCCUGGACAGCUCGCACCAUCCGGCGCCGCCACUGCUACCCGCCGACCUGGAAGCGCUGGGCUUUCUACCUGUGCCCGGGAGCGCUGAUCGCAGCGGCCGCCAUGCUGCUCUACGCCUUUGUGGAGACAGAGGAGAACUACUUCUACAUCCACAGCAUCUGGCACCUGCUCAUCGCUGGCAGUGUCAGCUUCCUGCUGCCACCCUGCGCCAAGCCCAGCGGGCGCCUAGGGCCCCUGCCCCAGCGCAAGGGCUGCGGGUACCAGCUCUGCAUCAACGAACAGGAGGAGCUGGGGCUCGUCGACCCGGCCGUGGCCUCCAUCAACAGCAUUUGUGCCAGCUGAUGCCAUCGGUGGCCUGGACUCCUCUGUCACGGACAGCAGCCCUGUGGGGCCCGGCACCUGCUCUCUUUGCUGACCACCCAUCCCAGGAGCGCCAGGACUCCUCCGGGUGGGUGCAUGGCCGCCUGUGCCGCCCUGUUCUUGCAAUUACAGCCUGGUUGAACUUGUCUCCAGGAGUUGCUGCAGCUCAGUUCGGUGCAGAG